AUGCUGAUAAUUUUCAUUGCAUUUGUUGCUUCAUUUAUAGUCAUACCUAGCAUUCCAUCAGACGCACGAUGGACACAAAAUGGUGUGACUGUAGCUGGAGGUCACGAACGAGGUAGCGCCAAUGAUCAACUCCGCUAUCCUUGGGGUUUCUUCCUUGAUGAUGAUGGAACAAUGGUCAUCGCUGACUCAAAUAAUGAUCGUGUCCUUCAAUGGAAGACGGUCGAUACGAAUGGACGAGUAGUAGUUGGUGCACACUGCUACGGGCGUAGAUUAAAUCAGUUGUAUAAUCCAACCGAUGUGCUGAUCGACAAAGAGACGGAUAGUGUCCUUAUCUGUGAUUCAAACAAUCGACGAGUUCUACGGUGGACUCUCCGUAGUGGCACUACUAAAGGAGAAAUCUUUAUCGACAACAUCCAUUGUUGGAGUUUAGCCAUGGAUGAUCAGCGUUAUCUCUACGUCUCCGAUGUCGAUAAACAUGAAGUCAGACGGUAUCAAAUGGGAGACAAGAAUGGGACUCUUGUGGCCGGCGGACAUGGAGAAGGUGAUGGUCUAAAUCAGCUCAAUCGACCGACUUAUAUCUUUGUCGAUAGGGAACAAGCUGUUUACGUGUCAGACAGCGAAAAUCAUCGUGUGAUGAAAUGGAAUAAAGGUGCAACGGAAGGAAUUAUCGUCUGUGGAGGUCAACACAUGCGGAAUGCUCUGACGCGUUUGUUGUUACCUAAUGGUCUGUUCGUCGAUACGUUAGGUACCGUCUAUGUGGUGGACUCGGAAAAUGAUCGAGUGAUGCGUUGGCCUAAAGGAGCGAAAGAAGGCACAGUAAUUCUGGGUGGGAAUGGUUGGGGGAAAAGAGCAAAUCAAUUUCACAAUCCCAUGAAGUUGUCUUUCGAUCGAUAUGGCCAUCUUUAUGUCGCCGAUCGGGAUAAUCAUCGAAUUCAACGUUUUUCUAUUGAAUAG
Messenger RNA from Rotaria sp. Silwood2, 954 nucleotides. The record is from the annotation of a GenBank genome assembly. Lineage: Eukaryota; Metazoa; Rotifera; Eurotatoria; Philodinida; Philodinidae.